CUAUGGUUUAACAUUAAUCGUAUUAAUUAGUCAAACUUGCACUCGCUUGAGUUUUUUUAUUUUUUUUAUUUUUUUGAAAUUUAUUUAUUAUUAUUUUAUUUUUUUUAGAGAUUUCCAUUUUGGACUUAAACAAACGACAACAAAAAACUUCGCCCUGGACCUGACUAAGAGUCUGCAGUCUCUGGAACCUGACUUCUAACUUUCUCAUGCCUAAGAAUUGCCACAGAGAAGACACAAGCACAGAAGAACACAAGAUGACACCUGGAACACACAGCUAGACCUACUCAAGACAAUAUGGCGGCCAAUCAGAGUCUUACCACCUCCGCUCAUGCCAUCUCCAAAGAAUUAAUAGAAAGCUUUGUGUCUGAAUUAAAACAGAAAAAUACAAUUUUGUAUGAUAUAAAAAAGAAGAUAAGUCACAAAACUAUUGAAACAAAGUUCGACGAUGCCAAAAUGCAACAGGAGAAACCCACAGCGCCAAAAAAUUUGGAAGAAGUCAUUAAGGAAAUUAACCAAGUAAACGAAUCCAUUGCCGAAAAUGUAAAAGUGCUAUAUGAAAUUGAAAUGAAAGCUUCAGGUAAUAUGGAUGCUGAUGAUGCUAUGGAUGCUGAUGAUGCUGAUGUUGAAAAUGAGCCACAUCUCCGAGAAAUGCAUGGGAGGGCAGGUGGAAGAGGUAGAGACAGUGGUAUUGGCAGCACUUCAUCUUCGGUUCUUAAUUGUCAGAGUGUAUCAUCUGCAAUUCUUUCUCAAAGUAUUGUUAGACAAGAGACCGAACCGCCAGCUGAGAAAUACUUGAGUUCAUCUUUGGAUGGAUAUAACCAAGCAAUGCCAGGCAACAAUGUUAGCACAAAUGCUGAAGGGGCCACAGCUGCUUGUCCGAACGAACAUAAUUCUUUGGACGAUACCACGAAGGAUUCUGUCUUGGACAAUGAUCUGUCAUCUCUGAAAGCCAUUCUAGUUGUCCAGACUACUGAAAAGGAAUUGCAAUCAAAUACUGGCUAUCCGGAACUUCCACUACAAGAUAGCACCUUGAUUAGCCGAAGUGCAGAUGGUGCCUUGAAUAACCAAGUAGAUCACGCCUUGAAUAACCAUGGUUCCUUCAAUAACCAAGCAGCAGACAAUACCUUGAUUAGCCAGGCAGACGGUGCCCUGAUCAGUCUAACAGUAGAUGGUUCAUCUGCUGCACCAAAUGAUGGUCCUGCGGGAAGUCUGCAGUCUCCACAACUAGCUCAGGUUUCACCUCAAACAAACGAACGAGAACCAUGUGAACACGAGGAAUCAGAGGCAUAAUCAGGGGCAGAUAAAAGAUUUUGUAACGGAGGGGGGAUGGACAUGAAGGACAGAGUACCAGAACCAUGGAAACACAGGGCAUAAUCAGAGGCAUAAUCAGGGGCAGAUAAUAAAAAAACACCUGUGAUUUGGGGUGGGGGUGGGGGAAACUGGACAUGAAGGACAGAGGGAUUGGCUCAUAGGAUAGCGAGACCGAGUCAUCCUUGCACCACCAAUCUUCCCCUAAAACUGGGUAUAAUGUGAUACAACAAGCUUGUGGCAAGGUUGCAAGACGCUCGUCGCAAGCUUGCGGCAAGGUUGUAAAAAGGUUCCAAAUACUAGCUCGAAACGCGGUAGUUACUACCUUGCCGCAAGGUUGUUACCAGCUAUUUAUUAAGCUUACAAUUUUUGUU
This is a messenger RNA of Gigantopelta aegis, 1682 nucleotides long. RefSeq lists its product as uncharacterized. Bases 295 to 1290 code for a protein of 331 amino acids. The record is from RefSeq and is a predicted model, not a curated record. The transcript has 6 exons. NCBI's taxonomy places the organism in Eukaryota, Metazoa, Mollusca, Gastropoda, Neomphalida, Peltospiridae.